This is a messenger RNA of Protopolystoma xenopodis, 1053 nucleotides long. The record is from the annotation of a GenBank genome assembly. Lineage: Eukaryota; Metazoa; Platyhelminthes; Monogenea; Polystomatidea; Polystomatidae.
AUGGUUGGGAAACGAGCAAAGCGUAUUUACUUCUCCAGUUUGGCCGACCUGGCUAUCCCUACAGCGUUUUGCCCCGUCGCCAGUUCUCAUUCAGGUAGAGAUAGGCAAACACGUCAGGAUGCAUGGGAAAAGUGCCUGAUCAGCAGAUCUAGAGUUGGGGAAAUAGAACCUAUGAAAGCCAGCUUUCGCAUCUGUAGAUGCGUUUGUCUUAAUUUCGAGGCAAACUGGGCGGAAUACCGUUUGCUCUCAUAUGCCCCGAUUGAGGAGGUCUCGACUGGCUUAACGUCGGGACGAGAAAGAAAGCCGCCAGAGUGGAAGAGAGCGACUCGUCGUCUUGGAGCCGUCAUGGCCGCCCAUGCGUCUCUUUCUGGCCUUUGGCACCGCCCACUUGCCGGAGUGGAAAGUGUGAAUUUAUUCAGAGGCAUCUGUCUGAAAUGGUGCAUGGCCGAUAUGUGGCCGGAGGUGACAGAGGGGAGAGUGGAGAUGUUUGCGCUGGCCCAUGUUGUAGCCGUCGGUGUGAUGUUUUUGUAUGGCGAAGAAGCAAAAACGGGACGCAAACUAUGCUGGCAACCGUGGUUGCCGAGUCAGUGGCUCUGGUGGGUAGGUGUGAUAGUUGUGAUGGUUGCUUCGGUGCCAGUAAAGGUUGUGUUGCAUCGCGUCAUUUUGGCUUUUGUGCCAAAAGUGAUUGUUGCAAUUGUUGUUGGGCUGGUUAGGAUCUCUUAUUCUGGUCGUGGGCGUUAUGACACUUGCAGUGCUUGUGCUGUAAGGCAUGCUUAUGGGGGCUUUGAUGAUUGGGUUGUUUGCGGGUUUUGUGGUUGUCGGGAUGUUUGGAGUUGUUUUAGUCUUUGUGUCGUUGAUCUGGAUUUGUUGUUGGAUGUGCUGAUUGCGAUGUUUUUUCUUUUUAUGCGUGACGGUGUCAGUGAUUUUUUAAGUGUCGCAUUUACAUUAGGUUGCCUAACGACAAAUGCCGAGAGUGUCCGGGCUGCUAAAUGGACCAAUGGCGCCAAACAGGAGAAGCGCUACCGUUGGACAGGUGUAUUUUGGUAUUGUUAG